Messenger RNA from Schistosoma rodhaini, 4306 nucleotides. Lineage: Eukaryota; Metazoa; Platyhelminthes; Trematoda; Strigeidida; Schistosomatidae. The record is from the annotation of a GenBank genome assembly.
UCCAAAUAAAUUACUCUGCCCGUAAAUCAUUUACAAUUCUCUACACCAUUCUCUAUUAAACUUUUUCUUCUCAAUCAAAAUGAUGUUCAUCAAUCUAUCCAUCUAUCUAUUUAUCUAUAUCUACAACUGUCCAUCCAUUUGAUCAUAGUUAUUUAUGUUGUGUAUGUUUCUCUCAGUCUAAUCAUUUUUUUUAUAUAAUAUGUCCAUCAUACCAUCUAUCCAUCUAUAACUUAUUUAUCUGUUUAUUGUUACUACAGAGUAAAUUAUACACAGAAGCACAGAAGCUGUAUUAUGAUUGUAUAUAGAUAUAUAUAGAUAUACAUAUAUGGUCUGUGAUUGAUGUAUGUCUUUACACAUAAACUCGCCACUAAUAAUUGUAAUAAUAGUAAUAUAAUGACAACAUUAUUAAUCAUGAUGAUAACCAUAAAAUUUUAUUUGUAAAAACGCCAUCGAAAUCAUGUCAUAUCGUUUGUUUUCACCAUAACAACAAUUAUAUAAUAUGAUUAAUAACAUAGUGAAAUAAUCAUCAAUACAUAAUUGUUCAUUUAAAGAAACUGAAUUCUAUAAAGAAGGAGUAAAAUAUUUUGAAGGGGGAAAAAAAAGAGGACAAAGAAUAAAAAGGACAAUAAAAAAUAAACGAUCAUAAACUAAAUCCAUAACAAUUUUCAUAAAAGAGAGAUGAUGAUGAUGAUGAAUUCAAUAGUUGAUUAUGGUUUAUGUCUUUUGAAAAUAAUAAUUUCCUCUUAGUAACACAUUUCUUAACUAAUAUUCAAUCGUUUUAUUGAAAUAUCUAAAAGUAAAUUACAUAUCUCUUAUAUUCAUUACACCUAAAUAUACAUGUAUACAUAGAUUACUAUUGAAAACAUACUCAUAAUCAUUAUAUCAUUAUUUGGAUAUUUCUAUUUUUGGAAUAUAAUAAGUGAGUAAUUUGUUUCUAUGAAUUAAAACAAAAAUUUGGAAUAUAUCACUUUUAUAUUAUUGAUUACAAUUUGAACUACAAACUAAAUUCUGUAUAUUCAACUACAAAGUAAUUAAUUCAACAAGAAAAUGAAUUGGAGAUUAUUUUCAAUUAAAGUUUUUAUAUUUUGGACUAUACUACUUAUAAAGGAGGUUCUUCUUUCUGAUACUAAAGUACCAAUGGUUGUAAAUCAUAAUAACCAAAUUCGUUUACAAGUUGGUGAUUUACUGCGUCUUGAAUGUCCUAUUCACAUUACUUCAACUGGCGGUCUAGUCUCUUCAUCGAAUGAUAAUGAUGCUAGUUCCAAAACACAUCACCCUGAAUAUAAUAGUGGUGUUAUUUAUAAUUGGAAAGUACGAGAUUUACAUGAUUAUUCAUUGGAUACCAAUAAUCAUUAUCAUUUUAGUCAACAACGUCGUAUUCUUGAAGUUACUGAACCAUUACAAGUUUCCGAUUCAGGCAAUUAUACUUGUUCUGGAAUAACCGGUUUUGGAAAACGAGAAGUAACAUUUGAAGUUCAUGUAAGAGAUCCUAAUGUCAAUCUUCUAUGUGCUGUCCCAAAUAUAGAGAAUACAAAAGCGAAAGCCCCAUGUUUUAUUGAUACAGCUUUGAAAACUAAUCCAUCAAUUAGUUUAGAGAGACUUAUUGGUUCAUCUGUCACAUUUAAUUGUGAAGCUGAAGGUACUGAACCCAUAAAAUAUAGAUGGUUUAUGGGUAGUGCUGUAGCUGAUUGGAUAACAACUGGUCAAGGUGUUCGUGGACCAAUUCUAACGAUUGAUCGAGUUGGUCGAGAACAUACUGGACAGUAUACUUGUCAAGUUUCAAAUUCAGUGGGAAGUCUAAAUUACACUUAUAGACUCUUAGUUAGUGAACCACCAUCAGCUACACCGAAAAUUCUUGGUCCUGUACAGAAUUAUACAUUUAAAACUGAUGAUAGUGCUACAGUUAUCGCCAGAAUAAAAUGUGCAUGUGAUGAACCUGUUAUACAAUGGUUAAAACGAGUUGAACCAGGAGAAGAGUUAAUGUACGAACAAUCAGGUGCAACCAAAAUUCCAUUACCAAAUGCAAGAAUUACUGAGCAAAAUGAAGUCUAUGUUAUCUUAGGCUCGUGGAUUAACUCACCUGCUAUUGUAGAAAAAACAACAGCCUAUACAGAUAGAUUAGACAAUCUUCAUGAUAUAAAAACAUCACCGAUAUCAUCAACAUCACUAAAUGGUAAUAUAGAUGUAAAUCAUUUACAAAUUAUUGAUAGUAAUAAUGACGAAAAACCGUCAAUUUACUUUCAACCUAAAGUGAAUUACAAUAAUAAACAUAAUCAGAAGAAAGAACAAUUAUUCAUGACUAAAUUACGAUUUCAAAAACCAUUGAAUAAAGAACGACAUGAAGGAAAGUAUAUUGUUAUGACUAUGAGUUUGUCAGAUGUUAAAAGUUUAGAAUAUAUUGUAAUAUAUGUGAAUAUAGUUCAAGAUUCAGCGUUUUUGAAAGGACGACGUGUUUUAAUAUAUUUUCUUGUUCCUUUUGGUUUAUUACUGGCUAUUCUUGGAUUAAUUGCUUACAUGUUUGUAUUUCGACGUAAACGAGCUCCAAAUCAUUUAAUAUCCUCUAGUAAUGAAAGAUGUAUAUUACGAACUGCUGAACUCAGUCCUAAAGCAUAUCAUGUUAUACCAAAUGGAAAGAAAUCUUCUAGUUUAAAUACAUCAUCUAGGCUAUCUUCAAAUAGUCAAAAUACUGGUAAACCAAAUUAUUCAUAUAUGGGAAUUCAAACUACUUAUAAUUCAAGUGAUAAUCAACACAAUCAAGCAUCAAACGGACAAGAACUAAUAAAUCAUUAUCCUAACAUUCAGGUUAAUCCAUCACGUUUUAAUCAGUCUGUGAAUUUUUCUCAAAAUACUCCAAUUUCAAGUGAUCCUAGACUUCUUUUAAAUAUUAGCGACGAUUCUAGUCGUGUAAACAGUAAGGCAAGUUCUGGAUCAUUUAUGAACGGUAACUGUUUACCUACUACUCAUCCAUCUCACUGUAUUUUACCUUGUCCUCCCAAUACUCAUAAUAUGACACCAUCCAAUCAUAGUGAUAUUCAGCAAGCAAGAAAUAACUUCAAUCAGUUUCCAGCUUAUUUCAUGAAUUCAAAUGAACAGAACUUAAAUCCCCAAAUGUUUAACGAAAAAUCUCUACAACCAACAUAUCAACCUGCACCAUUCCCAGGUUCAAUACCCAAUUUUAUGCUUAGUGUACCACCAGCUCCUUCUAACGCUAGUGAAAUAUCAUUUGAUCAGUAUUCAGCAGUAAGUCAAAGUCCAGUCUCUUCAAGUACUCUUACAAAUCAUUACACAGCUCCAUUUAGUGAAUUUGUUCAUAAUGAAAAUUCAGAAUGUAAAGAUUUUCGACAUCAUUUUCAAUCUCAUUAUCUUCAAACUUAACAAAUACUCAAAAUUAACUGAUAAACAACGAAAAUAUGUUUUCAGCUAAAUAAUGAAAUAGGCUCAUAUAUUUUUGUAAAUAAAACAUACUUUAUUUCUCUUCCAAAAGUAAAAUCUGAAAAAUUUAAUUUUUUUUUCUUUUUUUUUUACAAUCUUAAUCAAUUUUGUCAACAAAUUUGCCAUUUACUUCACCACUUACAUGAACAUAUUACUUAAUUUACUUGAUCUUCAUUAGUAUAAAUAUAUAUAGUCACGGUCUCGAAUAUUUAUUUACUGAAUAAAACAAUUUUUAAGUUUGCUAAUAUUUAUAGUAUCUUCAGAAUGCAUUUAACACAAUAGAAACAGCUUGUAGUAUCUUUAAAACAAGCGCACAAUCAUUAUUACGGUCACAGGGUUCAAUAAACAAUGAAUUUCCCUUUAUUUCUUCAGUGAAAUAAUUUUUCUAAUAAUCAAUAAAUUUAAAGAAAAAUAAUAAUUUUGUUUUUCAUUACUUCACGUAAUAGGUAACUUUUUUUUGUAUUGAAGGAACAAAUCUAAACACCUGAUUUUAAUGCUCAUCAGUGUAUAAUGAAAAUAUAAUGAUGAAUGGCAUUAUUUUUUUUUCUUUAAUUCCCCCCCUCCUUCAAUAAAUCAUAUGGAACAUUCUCAUAUUACUGCCGGUUACAAAAGAAAUGUGUACACUUCAAAUAAAUCAUGUUGUAUAAUUACAAUGACUAAAACACUAUUAACAUUAAAUUCAUUAUCAACAUGUAUAUUUUAUACACACUUUAUCUUUCAUCAAACAUACAUGUAUUAUGUUCUUUUGUCUUUUUAAAUUUAAAUCGAAUAUUUACUUUGAUGAAUAAACCUUGUUUUUUUAUUUACUAGCUGUUUAUUCUAUGAACAGAAAUUGCGAUCAAGACUAUGAUCUGGGUCUUUUUCUCAUUAAGUC